Lichtheimia ornata is the source of this 1722-nucleotide messenger RNA. RefSeq lists its product as uncharacterized. The record is from RefSeq and is a predicted model, not a curated record. The transcript has 4 exons. The coding region runs from base 1 to 1722 and encodes 573 amino acids. Lineage: Eukaryota; Fungi; Mucoromycota; Mucoromycetes; Mucorales; Lichtheimiaceae.
AUGGCAGCUUCUGCACCCCCACAACAAGCAUUACCACCCGAUGAGACGCUGAAAAACAUGUUUCGUUUAAUGUAUGAAGCAGCCUCAGUACACAAGGAUCUGAUGGAAAAAAAAGAGCAACACAGGACAAUGCAAAGCCUUCGAGAGCAGUUGGACAAGACUCGAGGGACAUCGGGUCCUGAUUCCGAUCGUGUUGUCCAACGAGUGGAACAGUUGAAGACAGCUAUUAACAUACUUCAGCACAAGUUACAAGAGCAAGAAAAGGAGGGAAUGAAAUACCUUCACAACGCACUAUCUGAAAGAUUGGCACCAGCAAAGGAAGAGAUUCGACGAAGACGUGAGGAACAAGAACGACGUAUGCAAGAAAAGCUGAGUGAAGUGGCGCAUACGAGUGAUACGUUGAUCAAAGGGAUGAAAGCCGAAUUGGUGGCAUUGAGGGCAACAUCAUUAUCAGUGGAUGAGGGGCACAAGUACGUGAAUCAGGCUGUGGAGACGGCAAAAUCCAGCAUACAAGAGAAGCACGGCCAUGACUUGAAUGAGUUACGCUCUCAAUGCAAGAAAGCCUAUCGUGAGAUGAAUGCCGAGAUUCGCCUAUUCAAGACGGAUCAAUUUAAAGAGGUGGCGGAUGUUGCAUGGACCACUUCAGCUCCCAAAUUGGCUGCCAAGAUACGUGAACAAUUGGUCCCUGAAAUCUCUUCCAAGAUACAGAAUCAAGUCAAAGAGACGGUGGAUGCAUCUACACCGGAGCUACAAGCCAAGCUUUCAGAGUUAGUGCAAUCCCAAGUACGAUCGCAUUUGGAGAAUCCCAAAGCCUAUGACAAUUUGCUCAAGGAAUCGGAGGAAUUCAAAACGUUACAUACACGCGUGCAGGCUGUGGAUAAGCUGCUCAAAGAGAUGGAACCUGCUAUGAAGGGAUUGGAACGUAUAGAAUCCAAGGUGAAGGAAUUCGAAUCAAAAUUGGAUCAGUUGACUCAAAUGGCCGAUGCUUUGAUGCAACAUCGUGGUGGCAGUAUCGAGGACUCUGAAUUACUAAAGACGCUCAGUCGUCGUAUGGAUGAAAUGCGUACCGAACUUAGCGGCACCGUUGAUCAGCUCAAAACAUCCGAGAACAUGGUGCACAUGCGUUAUCGUGAAAUUGAACAGUAUUUAUCACCUCCAAACGACACGAGCGAACCAGCCAAAAAACGACAACGUGUUUCAGAAUCAGGAUCAUCAUCAUCAGCAGCAGCAGAAGGAGGAGGAGAAGAAGAAGGAGGAGGAGAAGAAGAAGGAGGAGGAGGAGGAGGAGGAGGAGGAGAGGGCACCAUGUCAUCCACCAUCGAUGAUCUCAUGUCAAAGUUUCAGAUAUUGGAGCGAAAACAUACGCACAUGGUCGAGUACAUUGAACAAUUUCGAACAACCACUUUACAUCCUGAAUUUCCUAAUCGUCUUCAAGAAGUGGUCGCCAAUUUAUUCAGCAAUCAGCAAAAUCAUGAAGGAUUUUUGGCCCAUCUUGUGGAUCCCAUUGCUGCAUCGAGUGGUCAGCAAGUCAACUUGAGUGUUGCUCCAGAGGGUACUCCUUCACCAGAUACACCUGUCAUGUCACCUGCCAUGAUACAAGCAAUUCAACAACUCGUACAAAAGAAAGUGGAUGAACAAGUAUCAAAACAUGUAUCACGGCUCAAUGAAUUGGAAAAGCAAUUACGACAAGGCAGUAGCAGUAGCAGCAGCAGCACCCAAUAA